CAGCACCUAUGCACAAUAAAUCAUAAUAAAAUAUUAUUAUUUAUUAUUUAAUAUUUAUUAAUUAUAUAGUUAUUACUAUAACGUCUAUACUCCAGCUGCAUAGUCUAUUAUAUCAUAAAAUUGUAAAUUACAAUAUCCAAAAGUCGGGGAGUUUAAGAUUUUAGUUCCUAAUAAAGUAAUAAAUAGUUUAUCGUUUUUUCUGUGUCACUCUAUCUUUAAUAUUUUAUGCAAGCAUCUAAAAUUUAAUCAUGGCAAACAAUAAGCCAGGACGAAUAUCUGAUAAACUUGUUCGGUGGGAAGCCGAAAAGAACCCAUUGGCACCUUUAAGUCAGUCUCAAAUCAAUGCAUAUCUGAGUUUGUCCGAACACAUAGGUGAUAGUGAUUUUAUGUCUUUAGAAAUCGAAGACCAUGACAUAGAUAAAUCAGAUAUAAAUGAAGAUCCACAAAUUUUAAAUAGAAACAUUGAAUCUGCCGAGGAUUUUCAUAAAUUCUAUCACGAGAUUUCUCAAAAAUGGAUGUCCGCGGAUAUAAAACCAUGUUUACAGCUUGCGAAUGAACUAAGAAGUCAGCUUGACGAGUGGAAUUUAAUGUUAUCUAAGAUGGACGAGUGUAUGGAGCUUAUUGGUAUGUUAGAAGAAAAAUACAGUGAGGUUUCAAAGAAAACAAACUCUUUAUAUUUAGCUGGAGAAGAACUACACACUGAUCAGACAAGUCUUAGUAAUAUAUGUCAAGAAAUUAACGAACGUUUGUCCAUCUUCAAUGCUGCUGACUCUAUUCACUCAAAAUUGGAUUCACCUUCAUUCAUUGUUACCAGUGAAAUGUUUGCUAACAUGAUGAUGUCUAUUGAUACUGGAAUUAAAUAUUUAAAUUCUCAUAUGUCGUAUAAGGAGAGCAAUAAAUAUCUUGCUCUGUAUAUAAACGCCAGGUACAAAGCUCUAUCGCUUGUUCAAACUUAUAUAACUCAGUGUCUUCAGACAGGAACAGAGAGUUUAGAUACAACUGAAUUCAUAGCACACUACGGGAAGUUUCAAGCAAUUGCAACAAAAGUACGGCCAGUAAUAGAAUUAUUGGAAAACCGUAUAGAUUUGGAUCCAGUAUAUUCUGCAGCAUUGGAAGACUGUGUACUGGCUUAUGUGACACGACGAAAAGCUCUUCUUGGUUCGUCCAUAAGUAAUACACUGUCCAAUUACACAUCGAGCGGAAGUGAUUAUUGUUCAACAUUACGUUCAUCGUGUAAAAUUCUCAUACAAUUGACUCAUGACGAAAAUCGAUUGUAUCAAUGUUUCUUUACAAAUAAAUCUCCAGUAUUCAGAGAAUAUCUUGAAACAGUUUGUAUGCAUUUGUAUGAUAUGUUAAGGCCAUUAGUUAUUCACAUGAAACAUUUUGAAACAUUAGUAGAACUUUGUACAAUCCUAAGGAUAGAAAUAUUACAAGACUAUGUUUCUGAAGAUGCAUCACUUGAGGUUUUUGGAUCUGUAGCAGAGUUACUGUUACAAGAUACACAAGAGCGUUUAGUAUUUCGAGCCAAUUUAUACUUUGUCACGGACAUUUCCGAGUACAAGCCAUCACCCGGUGAUAUAGCGUAUCCAGAAAAGUUAAAACAAAUGGAAGCAAUUGCUGAAGAAAUGCAAUAUCGACAGUUGACUAGAUACGACUCGACUGGAAGUUUAGUGUCAUCUGUAUCUGAAGCGCCAUCAGUUAUGUCAAAACAGUCAGGUGGAUGGACUUCUGCUGCAGAUCUUCAUGGAAUGUGGUAUCCACCUGUGAGACGUACAUUGAUGUGUUUAUCACGUUUGUAUAGAUGUGUUGAUAAAACCAUUUUUCAAAGUCUUUCUCAUGAGGCAGUUGCAUUGUGUUUGAAAAACAUACAUCAAGCUGCUCUGUUGAUUUCUCAAAAAAAGACACCAACAGACGGGUCUUUGUUUGAGAUAAAACAUUUAUUGAUAAUCAGAGAACAAAUAGCACCGUUUCAAGUAGAUUUUACUAUUAAAGAAUUAAACUUGGAUUUUAGUAAAAUGAAAAAUGCUGCUUGGGGUUUAAUUCAAAAACAUGACAAAAUGUUUGCUUUAAACUCAAGUAACUCAAUUAUUGAGUUUUUACUGGAAGGAACACCAGUUGUAUUAGAGAACUCUGUGGAUUCGAGACGUUUAGUUGAUCAAACAUUGAAGGAGUCUUGUCAAACAUUCAUUAAUCAUUCAUCUAACUCAUUAAUAUCACCAUUGUCUAUGUUUCUGGAUGAAGUUCAAAAAUAUAUUAAAUGGUGUAAUAUGCAAGGAUUCUUGGCUAUUGUUAAACAGCAAGAAUUUGCCCAACCCAAAGCUAUUCAAGAAAAGGUACAAGAAUCGUUGGCAAAAAUCAAAAAAGAUUUACCAUUACUCCAUCAGAGUAUGGCAUUGUAUUUGGCCAAUGGAGACACUCAGUUUGUCUUGUAUAGACCAAUAAAAAAUAAUAUUUUGCAUAUGUUUAUGAAAAUUCAACAAUUUUUAACUACAAACAGUUACACUAAAGAAGAACAACAAUUAAUUGCAUGUCCUACAUCUGAACAGAUGUCUAUGUUGUUAUCCACUUCAUCUUUGGCAUCUACUAAGUCGAACUCGAGAAAAACAAGUGCUGUAUCCAUUGAUGAAGAUCCUGCUGAAACCAAUGAAAACUCUUUGUAGUAUUAAAUCAAUAUGAUUAAAUUAAAAUGGUCUGUGAUAAAUGUUAUGAAAUAUUCAUUCAUUAAAAUAUUUACAUUAUUAUCUAUUACUUAUUUUAGCAUUAAUAUUUAAUUACAAGUCAUUUUAAAAUGCAGUUAAUGAUCUAAUAGGUUCAGCUAUAACAUUUUCUGUGACAGUUAAGGAUUUAGAACGUUGUUUUUUUUUCUUCAUAUGAUUUUUAAUUUUGAUUCGAGGAAUUUUUUUCUUUUCUCUUUUGCGCUUCACAAACUCAAUAAUCAAUGUAAAAGCAGCUAGCAAUAUGCCUCCGCCCAAUAGUACAAACAUGCCUUGUACAUCAUCCAAUGCAAGUUGACGGUCUUCGGGGGCAAUUAUUAAGUUCGGCUAAGAAAAUUUGAAACAGUAUUUUUUCAAAGACAUAAUUGAUAAUAGUUGAUUUACUUACAUUUCUAACUCCAGACUUUUGUGUGAUUUCCCACUCAAUAUCUUUAAUUAUUUUGGUUAUUAAUCCACUUUGUUGUGCUCGAAGUAUGAAAUUACUAAAUAUAUUACGAAAUAAAAAAUUUUUUUUAUAAGCUAUACCAAUAUUAAAUGGAACAUAACACUCCGAAGCAACAUGAAGGAAUAUUUUCUUGUUUUUGUACCUAAAAUUAAUAAUAUAAUAAAAUUCCUGGCCAUGUAUUUGUGGCUCAAGAUUUAUAUGUAGGUACAUACUUCUGUAUGUAGUUAUUUUGGUAUAAAUAAGUGAGUGAAAUUUUAGAACCCAGAAAAGCAUAGUCUAAUAUGAACCUGGUUUUGACAAUGUAAUCUAUUGCAUCUUCUAAAUUAUUCAUAAGCUUUAUAUUUGACAUUAGCCUUUUCGACAUUGUAUCAUUGGUAACAUUUAGAUAAUAUUGCCAACCACCCUUAUCUAAAAUAUAAAUUAUAAUUUAAACAUAUUA
Rhopalosiphum maidis (corn leaf aphid) is the source of this 3598-nucleotide messenger RNA. Its product is annotated as conserved oligomeric Golgi complex subunit 3-like. Gene Ontology annotation, cellular component: membrane; COG complex; cis-Golgi network. Bases 249 to 2660 code for a protein of 803 amino acids. Gene Ontology annotation, biological process: Golgi organization; intracellular protein transport; intra-Golgi vesicle-mediated transport. The transcript has 15 exons. The record is from RefSeq and is a predicted model, not a curated record. Lineage: Eukaryota; Metazoa; Arthropoda; Insecta; Hemiptera; Aphididae.